Cucurbita pepo subsp. pepo (vegetable marrow) is the source of this 1771-nucleotide messenger RNA. Lineage: Eukaryota; Viridiplantae; Streptophyta; Magnoliopsida; Cucurbitales; Cucurbitaceae. The record is from RefSeq and is a predicted model, not a curated record.
AUGGGUAAUUGUUGUGCUACUCCUACUAACACUCCGGCUAAGCCUAAAGGUAGGCACAGGAAGAAGACUAAUAAAGUUUCUAACAAGGAUGGCAGGAACUAUGUGAAUGGUAUUGGUAGCAAGCUUCAGGUGUUGAAAGAUCCAACUGGUCAUGACAUUUUGGCUCAUUAUGAUCUUGGUCGUGAGCUUGGCCGAGGUGAAUUUGGUGUAACGUAUUUAUGCACGGAUACUAAUACAGGCGAAAAGUUUGCUUGUAAAUCUAUAUCAAAGAAGAAACUUAGGACUGCUAUUGAUAUUGAGGACGUGCGAAGAGAGGUUCAGAUCAUGAAGCUUUUGCCUGAGCAUUCGAAUAUUGUUUCGCUGAAGGAUACUUAUGAGGACGAUCAGGCAGUUCAUAUUGUGAUGAAACUGUGCGAGGGCGGGGAGUUGUUUGACCGUAUUGUUGCAAGGGGACAUUACACAGAGCGUGCAGCGGCUGUUGUUAUGCGGACAAUCGUUGAAGUCGUUCAGGUUUGUCAUAAACAUGGAGUGAUGCAUCGUGAUCUCAAACCAGAGAAUUUUCUUUUCGAAAAUAAGAAGGAAUCGUCCCCAUUGAAGGCAAUUGAUUUUGGACUGUCUAUCACUUUUAAACCAGGUGAACAAUUCAAUGAAAUAGUAGGAAGUCCUUAUUACAUGGCCCCAGAGGUCCUGAAAAGGAACUAUGGUCCAGAAGUUGAUGUUUGGAGUGCCGGGGUUAUCCUCUAUAUUUUACUCUGUGGCAUCCCACCCUUUUGGGCAGAAACUGAACAGGGUGUAGCACAGGCAAUUAUUCGCUCGGUCAUUGAUUUCAGGAGAGACCCAUGGCCAAAAGUCUCUGAAAAUGCGAAGGAUCUUGUAAGAAAAAUGCUCGAUCCUGAUCCCAGGCGACGCCUUACUGCCCAGGAAGUUCUAGCCCACCCAUGGUUACAAAAUGCUAAGAGGGCUCCAAAUGUUCCAUUAGGCGAGACAGUGAAAGCAAGGCUCAAGCAAUUUUCUGUCAUGAACAAGUUCAAGAAACGAGCUCUAAGGGUGAUCGCCGAGCAUUUGUCGGUGGAGGAAGUUGCUGGCAUAAAGGAGGCAUUCGAUAUGAUGGACGUCGAGAAGAGGGGCAAGAUAAAUCUGGAGGAGCUGAAAAGUGGAUUGCAAAAGCUUGGACAACAUAUUCCAGAAACAGAUCUUCAGAUACUAAUGGAAGCUGCUGGAAUGCAUGAUGACGGAACUCUAAACUACGGAGAGUUUGUUGCAGUUUCAAUCCAUCUCAGAAGAAUGGCAAAUGACGAGCACCUACAUAAAGCUUUUGCAUUCUUUGAUCAAAAUCAGAGUGGUUUCAUCGAGAUUGACGAGCUUCAUGCUGUGCUAAACGAUGAAGACGAAACGGAUAGCGAGGAUGUCAUCAGUGCCAUAAUGCACGACGUUGACACCGAUAAGGACGGGUGCAUAAGCUAUGAAGAAUUUGUAGCGAUGAUGAAGGCGGGAACCGAUUGGAGAAAAGCAUCGAGACAAUAUUCACGAGAAAGAUUCAACAAUCUGAGCUUAAAGUUGUUCAGAGAAGGAUCAUUGAAUCUUAUUAGUAGCUAAGGUAGAGAUGAAGGGUGUGAAAGGAUGAACUCAUUCAACUGAUAUUUGAAGAAUGCAAGAAAGAAUAUACAAAUAUAUUUAUGUUGGGUUUUCUGCUAUUCUUUUUUUAUGGUAAUUAUUAAUAUUAUUACACUAUCAUUUGAUAAUAUCGAGAAUUUCCCAUUUUGAGCUUCCA